AUGAAGAAAGGAAACUCUGUGGUUUUUCCAGAUGAUGAAGAAAAAAUAUGGCUAAAGUUGAAAUGGGCAAUGGGAUAUAUCAAUGAGUUCAAGGCUAUGGUAACAGAUGUCAUGCUUAAGAAAUCCAAACUGGGUAAAACCAUCAGGAUAUAUAGCAAAUUAAACACUGAUGCUACCUGGAAGAUGGAGGAGAAGGAGAUGCUGGAUCGCGCACGGGAUAUUCAACAAUAUUGGCGCGAGCGCAUUCAUUCAUCCACAGCAUCACGAGCAUAA
Messenger RNA from Fibroporia radiculosa, 273 nucleotides. RefSeq lists its product as uncharacterized. Bases 1 to 273 code for a protein of 90 amino acids. The transcript is spliced from 2 exons. The record is from RefSeq and is a predicted model, not a curated record. Lineage: Eukaryota; Fungi; Basidiomycota; Agaricomycetes; Polyporales; Fibroporiaceae.